AUGUCCUCACCUAGCAUACACCUCGCAGUCAUCGGUGUCGGCGGUGUCGGCACCUGUUUUCUGUCUCAACUCUCCUCGCUUCCCUCUCGGCUGCGCCCCACACUAAUCUUUCUCUCCCGCUCCUCGAAACAACUCUACAAUACAUCUUACUCCCCUGUCUCUCCGUCCGACUUACAAUCAUCGUCCUCGCAAAUUCUCUCCAUUCCCGAUGAACUUGUCAAAUAUCUCUCGUCCGCCCCUGGAAAAGUCAUCCUCGUCGACAACACUUCGUCUCAGGAUGUCGCGAACGCUUACCCCUCCUUCCUGCGCACAGAAAUAAGUGUAGUGACACCGAACAAGAAGGCCUUCUCCAGCAGCUUACAGCUCUGGAACGAUAUCUUCUCGGCAGUCGACCAGGCGAAUGGACAAGCAAUGGUCUACCAUGAAUCCAGCGUGGGUGCAGGUCUUCCCGUGAUAUCUACACUAAAAGAUCUGGUUGCGACGGGCGACCAAGUCACACGCAUUGAAGGUGUAUUUUCAGGAACCAUGUCGUUCCUGUUCAACUCUUUUGCUCCUGCCGACGGGUCUGGGAAAGGGAAAUGGUCGGAGAUUGUAAAACAGGCCAAAGAGGCAGGGUAUACGGAGCCAGACCCGAGGGACGAUCUGAACGGGAUGGACGUCGCGAGGAAGCUCACCAUCCUCGCGCGUUUGGCAGGGUUGAAAGUCCAAGGACCGGACUCUUUCCCCGUCCAGAGUCUCAUCCCGAAGGAACUAGAGUCCGCGGAGUCAAGCGACGAGUUCAUGACCCGUUUACCUGAAUUUGACGAGCAGAUGGAAUCGUAUAAGUCCCAAGCUGCCGCUCAAAACAAGGUUGUGCGAUACGUCGGCUCGGUGGAUGUGGGCAAGGGAGAAGUGAAGGUGGGAUUGGAAAUGGUGGAGAAGGGGACGCCAAUUGCAGGCCUGAGGGGCAGUGACAAUUUGAUUUGCUUCUAUACCAAACGGUACGGCGCGAAUCCGUUGGUCAUCCAAGGGGCCGGAGCAGGUGGCGAGGUCACCGCGAUGGGUGUCACGGCAGAUCUGAUCAAGGUGGUUGAGCGAUUGGCAUAA
Cladophialophora psammophila CBS 110553 is the source of this 1086-nucleotide messenger RNA. RefSeq names its product homoserine dehydrogenase. Gene Ontology annotation, biological process: aspartate family amino acid biosynthetic process; L-homoserine biosynthetic process. The record is from RefSeq and is a predicted model, not a curated record. Gene Ontology annotation, molecular function: homoserine dehydrogenase activity; aspartate kinase activity; NADP binding. Lineage: Eukaryota; Fungi; Ascomycota; Eurotiomycetes; Chaetothyriales; Herpotrichiellaceae. The transcript has a single exon. The coding region runs from base 1 to 1086 and encodes 361 amino acids.